Messenger RNA from Vitis vinifera (wine grape), 1180 nucleotides. RefSeq names its product protein RADIALIS-like 4. NCBI's taxonomy places the organism in Eukaryota, Viridiplantae, Streptophyta, Magnoliopsida, Vitales, Vitaceae. Gene Ontology annotation, molecular function: DNA-binding transcription factor activity. The transcript is spliced from 2 exons. Bases 436 to 741 code for a protein of 101 amino acids. The record is from RefSeq and is a predicted model, not a curated record.
GAUCCGGAUUCUGGCUUUGGCAACAAACUGUGAAUGGUGGAUUUGGUUGUCUGUUAUGGGAUAUUUACUUUCCAAUUAUAUGACCAUGGCUUUAAAAUUUCAAAAAUUUUAGGGUGUUUUCUGUGAUCGUAUGACUGACAGCUUUGUGGGUAUAUCAUAUAAGUGGAAUAGGGAGGAGAAAAACAAAAACAAAAAACAAAGGGGAAAACAGAAAAAUAUUUGCAGGUAGUAGUUUAUCUGACACCCUCCACAAACACGGGGUUUCUAGAAUCUGAUAAAGGAGAGAAUCAAACAGAGUCCCAGAAAAGAUUCUCCCCCAAUGAUUUUUGUUUCGAUGAGUACUAGAAUGUGAGUGAAUGAUUGGGCCUUCCUUAAUUUCCUAAUAAAAUCAAAUCAAAAGGGAUAGGGAAGGGGUUGCAGAGGCCCGUGGGUGGUAUGGAUGAUUUUCCAAAUGUUUUGUGUGAAUGGAGUUGGGAGGAGAACAAGUCGUUUGAGCUAGCUCUGGCAGUGGUGGAUGAACGAGACCCAGAUCGGUGGAAGGUCGUGGCAGCCAUGGUGGGAGGGAAGAGUGCGGAGGAGGUUGAGAAACAUUAUGUUAUUCUCUUGCAGGAUUUGCAGUUCAUCGAGUCUGGUGAAAUGGAUCAUAAACUGGGUGAGGCUCAGCCCUGCGUUCAACUCGAGUGUUGGACCGACCAAGAUCACAAGGAAAAAAGGAAUAUUACAUUUCCACCUCUUAACUGACGAAGCUAUCAACAUUUGCAAAAUAGUUGCCAUAGCAAAUGGGCAAAAUUCUAUGUAGUUUGGCUCUCUACUUGUCUUUUUGUGGUCUGUUAUUAUUACUAAAAGCAAUUUGGAGUACAUUGAUUCUCUGAUCUUGCUGAGUAUGUGAUUACAGGUUGCUGGUUCAAUUGGACAUAAAGUGAUCAGUGGGGUCAAUAACCAUUCAUCAAAGCAGUUGAUUCUUAAUUCAGCUCAUGCUCAGCAAUGAACAUUACAGCUGGACUAUGGUUAGUGCAUUGGUUUUUCUUAUUUAGAACUUUUAGUAUGUUGUCAGGGUAAUGAUCUCUUCUCAAUUGUAAAUCAGAAAUUGCUAGUGACUGCAUUUCAGAAGGAUAAAACUUCCAAAUUUGGAGAACUCUGAUUCCCAAAAUAUAACAUCCCAUGUUUCACUUGGUUAUCA